Molecule: messenger RNA, 1548 nt
Organism: Peniophora sp. CBMAI 1063
Lineage: Eukaryota; Fungi; Basidiomycota; Agaricomycetes; Russulales; Peniophoraceae
Source: the annotation of a GenBank genome assembly
AUGCUCAGCAAAUCUUUCUCCGCUCUUUGCGCCCUUACUCUCCUCGCGCUUUCCGCUCCCGCCGACGCUCGCAUUCGCUGGGCAGAGCGUGACAACCGCGCCGUUCUCCUCCACCCGCGCCGCUUCGGCCAGGAGCACCCCGCUGUCAUUGAGAAGCUCAGCGCAGCUUGCGAUGGCGCAGUCUGCGGUAACCUCGCCGGUCAGGCGAUCACGCCUUUGCUCGCCGCCCAGGGUGAAUGCACCCAGCAGGACAUGGCCGACAGCAUCAUCGAUGCCGCUCAGCAAUUCGACGAUGCUACCAAGCAAAACAUGAUCGCCCUCGCCGUCGAGUACCGUCAGGCGGAGAAGAACACGUCCCCCGACUUCACGACCAACCCGCCUACCAACCGCAACUCCGUCUUCUGCCAGAAGGCGCCGAAGAACGCGGAGCUCAACGGCCUAGUUCAGGCUCAGGACCCCGCUAACGACGACACGCACUUCUUCGACCCCGCGACUGGCAAGACCGUUCUCAAGGGCGACCAGGCCAACACGUUCCCCUUCGGUAGUGAUGGCACGACAGCGAGCAACUCGACUGGCUCUGCCAGCGCUUCGGCCACCACUUCCUCGUCUGCCUCUGCGGCAACCACCGCUGUCGCCAUCAACGCCGCUGACCCUUGCCCGACCGCUGUCACGGUCACUGUGACGGCCGGUGCCGCUGCAACCAACGUCGCUGCGACCACGACCGCUGCCGCGGCUGCAGCCACGACUUCCGCCGCCGCCUCCACCGCGUCUGGUGACAUCGGCGACUUCGGCUCGUGCUCGGUCCCCCAGAUCGAGUUCGGCGCCGGCUUCGACAACCGCAAGGAGACCUCCUUCCAGCCGGUCGACAAGACGUCGUUCAACCACGGUUCGGCCCAGGGCAUCGACAUCAUCACCAAGUUCAUCUGCGACACCCUCACCAACUCGUGCAAGGCGGACGACACGGCCAAGGCGACGUGCCAGACUGCUAUCGCUGCCGCCGACGGUCAGACGGCAAAGACUGGUGCCCAGGCUGACGCUUUCAACGCUGCGUUCGGUAUCACGACCAACUUCGCUUCCCUUGCUGUGAUAUCUGACCAGGGCAGCACCAUCCAGGCUGGCGCCGCUGCUACCCCCGCCGCUUCGUCCGCGACUGCUGCUGCCGCUGCUGCCACGACCACUGCUGCCGCUGCCGCUGAGACCUCUGCCGCCGCCACCUCGACCGCUGCCGCUGCCGCCGCAACCAGCGCUGCAGCAAGCACCGGCUCCGCGUCUGGCGCCAACCUCCAGCAGUUCACCGGCUCGCUCGGCGGCGUGACCGCUCCCGCCGUCACCGACACCGGCUCCGGCGCGCAGCCCUUCGCCGUCGACGGCAACGCGACCUUCAGCUCCCUCCAGAACGCGCUCGUCCGUUCGUGCGACGUCCAGCACAACAAGUGCGCCAACGCCGCCAACUCGAGCGGCAACUCUGGUGACCUCACCGUCACGGCGUGCGGCGACCAGCAGACGCAGUGCAAUGCUCAGGCGCAGACGACUGCUGCUAGCGCGUGA